UUUACAUGUGUUUACAUCCAAGUUAUGACAAUAUUAUGACAAUAAUUAUUAUGAAUCAAAAUGAUUGCUAAAAAACUAAUUAACAAUUGUUUACGAAUUUUAUUAAUAUUUAUUUGUAUUUAUUUCGAAUUUGCAAAUGCCAAAACGUCAAUAAAUCCAAAGGUUGAUUAUUCUGUUGAUGGACAUGGAUUUCACAGAAAAAUUAAUUACACCGUUACAAUGGAAAAUUUGGAUGAUGUUUCGAAUUGUUAUUUGGCAAUCCAUGUAAAUCUUCCAACAUCAUUGUACGUUAAUGUUGAUGAAUUAGCUGAUUUACAAAGACUCAAUGAGAAUACUGUUUGUUCUGAUGGUGAAACAAAUGUCGAGGUAUUUGCUGAAAAUGCUGGCAGUCAACAAGUAACAAUUUGUAAAUAUUUAAAUUCCAAAGAAAGCAAUUUAAUAUUACCACUUCAUCAACGUUAUCAUGCACCAUUAAAUAAUGCAAGUUACAUUAAUGUAACAAUUCCAAAAGCCAAGUUAUUAUUAGGAUGUGAAAAACGUAUUGCUGAAUAUCCUGUAUCUAAAAUUGAUCUAUGUUCACCUUGUGUUGAUCUUUCAAUAAAAUGGCGAGAAGUACCAUACAAAAUUAACAAGGAUAAUUACAUCUGGACAAUACCAGUUGGUGAUACUUCAAAUAAAGAUUUGACAAUUAUUUUAACAAUACUAUCAAGUAUUAUUGGUACAAUUUUCGUUCUACGAGCAUUGUGGAAUUCAACAUCAUCUUCAUAAACAAAUAAAACAACAAGGUAUUUUUAUAUAAUAUUAUGAUUAUUUACAAAUACAAUAUAAAAUAAUUUAUUUUUUACAUUUUGUUAUUAAUCAGUAUUGACAAUCCAUGCCAAUAUAAAAUAAUAAAUAAAUAUAUUUAGUACAAUAAAUUAA
Molecule: messenger RNA, 921 nt
Organism: Aphidius gifuensis
Lineage: Eukaryota; Metazoa; Arthropoda; Insecta; Hymenoptera; Braconidae
Gene: PIG-X
Product: phosphatidylinositol-glycan biosynthesis class X protein
Exons: 4
Coding region: 61-768 (235 amino acids)
Biological process (GO): GPI anchor biosynthetic process
Cellular component (GO): endoplasmic reticulum membrane
Source: RefSeq, a predicted model, not a curated record